This is a messenger RNA of Oxyura jamaicensis (ruddy duck), 3215 nucleotides long. It is a transcript of the gene CDKN2AIP, whose product is annotated as CDKN2A interacting protein. Lineage: Eukaryota; Metazoa; Chordata; Aves; Anseriformes; Anatidae. The record is from RefSeq and is a predicted model, not a curated record. The transcript has 4 exons. Bases 72 to 1961 code for a protein of 629 amino acids. Gene Ontology annotation, cellular component: nucleoplasm; nucleolus.
UGGCGGCCGUUGGCGGCCGUUGGCGGGGGCCGUUGCGGGGCCUGGCGGAGGGGGGAGGGGGGCGGCGGGCCAUGGCGGGCAAGGCGGCGCAGGGCGAGCCGCUGGGGCGCACGGCGGAGGAGGUGGCGUGGGCGGAGGCGCUGCGCGGGGCCUGCGAGCCCGAGCAGCACUGGCGGCACCGGCGGGAGUUCCUGCUGCGCAACGUCGGGCGGCCGCCGGCGGCCGGCAGCGCCGAGCUGCAGCGCCUCGUGUCGCUCUCCAUGGUGUGGGCCAACCACGUCUUCCUGGGCUGCCGGUACCCGCCGCAGGUCAUGGAGAAGGCGCUGGAAAUGGCCGAAGGCAUCCAAGUGAGCGACGCGCCCGUCCGCACCACGAGAGACGAACUGGUUGCCAAGGUGAAGAAAAGAGGCAUAUCAAGUAGCAAUGAAGGGGUAGAGGAGCCCCCCAAGAAACGAGCUGUUGAGAAAAGCAGAGACGCUACGGAUACUGAGAAGGAUGUGAAAACACCCGAGGCAGAAUCCCCAAAGGAAACAGAGAGUACAUUGCCAAAAAAGCAGGAAAAAGAUAGUAGCAAAGAUUCAGAAAGUUCCCAGUCAACUUGCAGUACAAAUCAAGCAGCAGUCGCAGCACUGAGCGCAGAAGCAGAAGAAAAACCUGUUAAUGCUGAAAAUACUACUGAGCAAAGUCCAACCCCGUCUUCAUCUGAAAAAGAGUCGGGAGAGAAUCCACCUAAGGAAGGCAAGUGUGAAAAUGAGCCGUCACCUGAAAAAAAUACAUUAAGUUCGGGUCCACCGGCUGCUGCCAAGAGCACCCCGCAGGCGGCAACAGUGCCACCGGCUGCUGCCAAGAGCACCCCGCAGGCAGAAGCGGUGCCACCGGCUGCUGCCAAGAGCGCCCCACAGGUGGCAGCAGUGCCAUCCGCUGCUGCCAAGAGCGCCCCGCAGGCAGGAGCGGUGCCACCGGCUGCCAAGAGCGCCCCGCAGGCGGCAGCGGUGCCAGCGACUACUGCCAAGAGCGCCACGCAAACGAGCGCUUCCUUGCUGUCUUCCAAAAACCAAGCGAGUGCCACGCCAUCAGUGACCAAGAGCGUCACCCAGGCGGGCGCCUCGCUGCUGCUGGCCCCUAAGAGCGUCGCUCAGCCAGGCACCUCGCUGCUGCUGGCGCCCAAGAGCGGCGCCCAGGCCGGCACCUCGCUGCUGCUGGCCUCCAAGGGCAGCGCUAAGGCGGGCUCCUCACUCCUAGCCUCCAAGAGCAGCGCGGAGGUGGCUGCCUCGCUGCUGGCUGCUCGGAGCGGCACUCAGCAGGGUGCCUCGCUGCUCACCUCCAAGAGCAGUGCUCAGGUAGCUGCUUCGCUGCUUGCUGCUCGGAGUGGCUCUCAGCAAGGUCCCUCGCGGGCUGGGGCACCCUCCAAGGGUGGCACGCAGGCUGGUUCGCAGCAGCUGGCCUCCAAGAGCAGCUCGCAGGCAGGUGAAAGUCCCGCUAAGGCUUUGUGCAAACCGUUAACCAGUGAAGAUGCAAAGGAAAGACAACCUUUUUUCAACAGACUCUACAAAGCUGUAGCCUGGAAACUGGUUGCUGUGGGAGGCUUCAGCCCUAGUGUAAAUCAUGCCGAACUUCUUAACUCAUCUAUUCAGUCUGUAAAAGCUACCUUAGAUGUUGCUUUUGUUCCCCUGAAGGAGCUUGCAGACUUACCUCAAAACAAGAGCUCUCUAGAAAAUAUCGUUUGUGAACUGAGGUGCAAGUCUGUCUAUUUGGGUACUGGCUGUGGUAAAAGUAUGGAAAAUGCCAAAGCAGUUGCUUCUAGAGAAGCUCUGAAAUUAUUCCUCAAGAAGAAAGUUAUUGUGAAGAUAUGUAAAAGGAAGUAUAAAGGUAGGGAAAUUGAAGAUCUGGUACUUCUGGAUGAAGAAUCAAAACCCUCCAAUUUACCUCCAGCUUUAAGAAAUCCUCGGGAGAUUAUGUAGGCAAGAGUCGCUGUUUGUACCACGUAUAGUAUUUCAAUACAAGGACUGAAGGUUAAUUUUGUACUUUAAAAAUGUAGGCUUCCAGGUAUUUUGUAUUUCUUUCUCAGUUUUGCAAGACGAUUCUCUUCCUUUCACUUGGUAGCAAUUGUAUAAAACUUGUUAGAGAUGACAAGUGUGCAUUUAAAGGUAUGCCUUAAUACAUGGCACACUAGUGUGCUGUUUUAUUUGCAAAAGUCUACCUAAUUCUUCUAUUUUUAAUUAAACGAUUAAGGUACAACUUGCUGUUUAAAACCUGACAAUUUUGUAAUUCUUACGAUUUGAUGGCGGUGUGCUCAAUUGUCUACCAUGUCGUUUUUUUAGUCACGUAGACGUAUGUAUAUAGGGACCAUAAUACUUGAAUGAUUGGAAGUUGUUUUAAGAACUUUGAUCAAAAAGUUGAAUCAUCCAUUUCAGACGUGUUGCUCAUAACGUUCAUUGUUCCUCUUACUAGGAGAGAAAAUAGUUGGUUGACUAUUUCUAUGGGACCUUGUAAUACUUGCAAUAUAAAUGACAUCGUGAUCCCAUUGAAUGUUACACUAGCGGGUAGAUGCCAUUUAACAUUAUAAGAGCAAAUUGCCAUUUAGCAGUCAAGUCACAGCUACUUCAGCCACCAAAACUCCGUAAGUGGAUCUAAUUUAUAUUGUGAAAAAUCCUUUACAGUUUUUUCAAAUAAACGUGGGUUUCUAUACGAAGCAUAUUUUGACUGCUACUGGAACAAUAAAACCUCUGGGAUAUGUGUUUAUAGUACUUUGUUUUUAGCCAUGAACUAUUCCAACCAUUUCAAUGACUUUGCAACACCUUAAGGAAAGCUUUACUUUGAGUGGCUUCAAGAUGUAAUCCCACUAGGCUGAGUUGUUUUCUUGGGAUGCCUAGUUGCAAUACUGUAAUACUAAGUGGACCUGUAAAAUAUUUCUGCUUUUCUAACACUUACUAAGAGGUAGAUGAGCAAAAUCAGGCUGUUGCUGUCUCCUGGGGACAGCAAGCGUAUUGUAAAGUGUUCACACGAGUUGAGCCCUUUGUUACUUUUUUACAUGAUGUUCACAGUGGUUUGAAGCGAAGGAAGCGGGAGAUUACCUUGUUUUCGAUGUUCUGGAAAUACCUGCACAAAUUGCAUGUUCUGAUAUAUUGGAUAAUGACAUGUAAUUGUAAAAACAUGAUGUCUUCAGCGUUGUUUGGAAUUAAUCUUGUCUAAUUACAGUAGUUAGUAUCAUUUAA